AGAGCUGGUGACGUAACCGCUUCCACAACAACAAGAAGCUCAGAAACAAGGAAGUGUCAAGCCGUAAGCUGAAACAAGGCCAAGACAAGAUACUCAGAGUUCCGCUCAAUCCCAUGUUCCUCGGCCCCCGGAGCAGUCCACAACGAUGAAUAACAAAGGUUCAUAUCCACAGCAGACUGUGUACCCUCAGCAGAGCUCUGCACCUGUCUACCCCUCUGCUAUGCAAAUGUCUCCUCAGGCACCUCCUUACUCAGACACACCUCCUGCAUAUUCUGAGAUAUACCAGCCCAGAUAUGUGCUUCCACCUCAGGUGCCUGGUCAGGUGCCUCAGAUGUCCUCCCCCUACCCUGGUGCUCAGGUGUAUAUGCCCAUGCAGCCUCCCAUGCAAGUUGGUCCGGUGGGUCAGAACGUUCCCAUGGCCUACUAUCCCAUGGGGGCCGUCUACCCGCACGGAUCAACGGUGAUGGUGGAAGGCGGCUUUGACGCCGGAGCCCGUUUCACAACCGGCAGCAGCGUUUCCAUCCCACCCCCACCUCCUGGACACCCCCCUAACGCAGCUCAGCUGGCUGCCAUGCAGGGUGCCAAUGUUGUCAUGACGCAGCGCAAGAAUAACUUCUUCCUGGGUGGAUCCAGUGGAGGUUAUACCAUCUGGUAACAGCAGCUAUUCCCCCUCCUUGUUCAUGCCUAAACCGUUCCCCCCACAUCCCAGAUAAUUCCCCAGUCCUCCCUUCCUCCUUACGCCUUCCUCUUCAGGCUGCUUGGCCAUGCCACAAUACUGAUAUCACCUAACGGAAUGUAAUAUUUUAGAGCCCUUGUGAAAGGUACAGUACUCCACUUCUGACCUAGAGAUCAAACGAUAACCGUCGCCACCUGGAGAGGACAAAACGCAGAAUUUAAAAUAAUCUGUCCGUAAUUCAUUGGAUUGAAUCUCUGAUCAUUCCUGAUUGGAUUUGGUUCAGGCAUCUGCUCAGGAGACCUGUUCCUCUUUGAUCGAACGGUCUCUAAAAAACACUGAGAUGUUCUCGUCUUCUUGUAAAACUUAACGUAGGUGAAACCUUGAAAUGCCAGACCUGCAUUCUAUAGUUUAGCUGCUUUAUGGUGAAAGUGAAACGCAAAACGACAAAAGUUACAGUCAAAGCGCAAAUAAAAAGAAACCUCCACCUGUCUCUUUUUUUUUUCUUUUGUUUUUAAUUAGUGUAGUUGAAAUAAUAGGUGUGUAAUAGUUCUGUGUAAAUACCAGUAUGAUGAUCAUGAGAUGCUACAUCUCAACUAUAAGAAUAAAAGUAAAAAAAAAAAAAAA
Messenger RNA from Nematolebias whitei (Rio pearlfish), 1300 nucleotides. It is a transcript of the gene dazap2, whose product is annotated as DAZ associated protein 2. The record is from RefSeq and is a predicted model, not a curated record. Lineage: Eukaryota; Metazoa; Chordata; Actinopteri; Cyprinodontiformes; Rivulidae. The transcript has 4 exons. Bases 146 to 655 code for a protein of 169 amino acids.